Molecule: messenger RNA, 2884 nt
Organism: Alosa alosa (allis shad)
Lineage: Eukaryota; Metazoa; Chordata; Actinopteri; Clupeiformes; Clupeidae
Gene: gpr137ba
Product: G protein-coupled receptor 137Ba
Exons: 7
Coding region: 378-1586 (402 amino acids)
Biological process (GO): positive regulation of TORC1 signaling; regulation of autophagy; negative regulation of bone resorption
Cellular component (GO): lysosomal membrane
Source: RefSeq, a predicted model, not a curated record
CUCUCCUCUGCUCUCCUCUCUUGUACGCUGCUUAGAUUCACUCCCCUCCCACUCCCGAGCUCACUUUUCUAUCUCUCUCACCUCUUUCCCCUGUCCUCCUGUCUUCAUCCAUCCCUCCUUCUCUGUCUCUCUCUCUUUCUCUCCUUCCCUCUCUCCUUCCACUGGCUGCACUGUGCUGCUGCAUCUCCAGCACCUAUACUAUCUUGUCUGUGGAGCCGGAGAGAAAAAGGGGGGACCCGGGGAGAAGGAGGAACAAUAGCCCCAGCUGAAGCCGGACAGAGAGGCCCCUUCUUUCUCGCCUUCCUCUCCUUGGCAGGAGCCGGGAGAGAGAGGCGGGGACGAUAGCAGCGGCAGCACCAGCGGCUGCUGCGACAACCAUGGAGGCUCCCGUGCGGGAGACGGGGGCAGCGGUGGUGGCGGCAGCACCCGCAGUACCGGCGGUGGCAGCGGCGGCAGCCAACGAGUCCAUGCCUCCCCCCACCCUGAGCCCGGCCGUGCCACCCUACGUGAAGCUGGGCCUGACAGUGGCCUACACCAUCUUCUACUCGCUGCUCUUUGUCUUCGUGUACGCGCAGCUGUGGUUGGUGCUGCGCUACCGACACAAGCGGCUGAGCUACCAGACGGUGUUCCUGUUCCUGUGCCUGCUCUGGGCCGCCCUGCGCGCCCUUCUCUUCUCCUUCUACUUUAGAGACUGCGUGACGGCCAACGCGCUCGGGCCCUUCGCCUUCUGGCUGCUCUACUGCUGCCCAGUCUGCCUGCAGUUCUUCACACUCAGCCUCAUGAACCUGUACUUCGCCCAGGUUGUUUUCAAGGCCAAGUCCAAGUACUCACCGGAACUUCUCAAGUACAGGCUACCUCUGUAUCUGGUGUUUCUGUCCAUCAGCUUACUUUUCCUGGUGGUGAAUCUGACCUGCGCUCUCCUGGUUAAGAUGACAAACACAGAGACCAAGACCAUUGUCCUGGUGCGAGUGGCCAUCAACGACACACUCUUUGUCCUCUGUGCUAUAUCGCUCUCUUUGUGUCUCUACAAGAUCGCAAAGAUGUCCCUAGCAAACAUCUAUCUGGAGUCUAAGGGAACAUCUGUGUGCCAAGUGACUAUAAUUGGAGCAACAGUCAUUCUGCUUUAUGCAUCACGUGCUUGUUACAACCUGGUGGUCCUUGCUCUCGCCAACAUCAAAAGCAUAAACUCUUUUGAUUAUGACUGGUACAAUGUGUCAGACCAGGCGGAUUUACACUCCACCUUAGGGGAUGCGGGAUACAUUGUGUUCGGCGUGAUCUUGUUUGUGUGGGAACUGCUGCCUACAACUCUGGUGGUUUUUUUCUUCAGGGUUCGGAGGCCAGCUCUGGACAGAAGUGCUGCCAUCAUCCCUGGUCAUGUCUUCUCAUCAAGGGCUUAUUUCUUUGACAACCCCAGACGUUACGACAGUGAUGAUGACCUGGCAUGGAGCAUUAUCCCACAAAAUAUUCAAGCAAGCUUCACAGCAGACAACUAUGACUGGGGCAGCCAGACAAGUGGCUUUGCUGCCUAUAUAGGUGACGAGGACUCCCAACUGGCUCCACCCCCUGAGGAACUAAACCCUUACUAACACCCUCCAUUGGGCCUCUCAAGGACACAAGGAGACAAGGGCUAGGUGUGGAUAUUGGAAAAGGCCAACAAACUCAAAUAUUUUGCAGUAGCCUACAACUUUUGUAAUGUAGAGUUUAAAGCCAGUAAUAACCAAGAACAAUUAUUGUAUUUUUGUGCAACGAAUGGUGCAUAUCUCAUCACUUCUGACUUCACUGUAUGUUUUGUUAGCAUGAUCAUUAAUAUAUUUCUGAUUGUUAAUGUUAUGGGUUGUUCAAUGUAUAUAUAUUUUUUCUAUUGAUUGUUUGAAAAUCCACUUUUAAAUUAAUUUAUUAUGAAUAAUUAUUUGAGGUCUCUCCUUUUUUACCCCCUCUUCUAAAUUCAAUGUUUAAGGCAUCAUAUUGUUUCCCUGUGUGCAAUUCUGUGUGUAUAUGAUAUGAUAAUACCUGUACACACCUAAGAAGAUGUGAAUAAAACCUUCUUUAUAAGGAAGUAGUCUUUUAAGACUUGGAUGAGAGUGGUGGGUUCCGCCAACUCCUUAGAGAAUUCUAAAUGAAAGAUCAACAGACUACCCAGACCAUAGACAUAUAUGACCCAGACAUUUCAACAUUUGAAAAAACACUACAAUGUACCAACAUACAUUUCCAGACAUUUUGCUGAACUUUCAAAUCCUGACAGAGACAAAUAUCUAAAGCACAGAUUGAUAUAUAUCACUGAUAUCUUUAUGAGUCUCAGUACUCUACUGAUUUACGUAAUACAAGGAAAUAUUUUUCUUUCCCCGUCCCCUUUUCACUCAUUGUUUCUACGAACAUCCAAAUUGAAGUAUGAAGCUUAGCCACAUGUAUUCAUCAUAUAAAGGUAGACAUUUUCUCACGUGGCUAUGUGUGGAAAAUAUCAGAGGGUUUGUGCAUUGUGAAUGCAUUUUUACAUAGGAGGGGAAAAGGCAUGACAGGCAGGCUACUGUUUCAGAAACUAGCACCCUGAUGACACAUCAUCACAUAACCUAUCUUUUUUUUUUUUUUUUAAAUGAACAUCAUUAACAUAUUGAAAAGAGUGUGAACCGAAAACUAGGCCAAUCUGUAAUAACUUCAGCAGUGAUAUGGAGUAAAAAUGGACUGAACACUAGGCCUACAGUAGCCUACUACAGCCAGUCAGCAAUUGUGUCUGAGGGGUAGCCUACCGAAGGCAGGACUGGUGAACUCAUGGAAUUUUGAAGUUUAUGGAUUUAGAUAGCAAAAACCUUUGUAAAUGAUUAUUCUAUGCCUUUAUCCUAGCAGCUUAUUAUUGAUACAAACUGUGCCACUAUCCUUUUAGAUUAGU